Molecule: messenger RNA, 990 nt
Organism: Penicillium malachiteum
Lineage: Eukaryota; Fungi; Ascomycota; Eurotiomycetes; Eurotiales; Aspergillaceae
Product: cupin domain-containing protein
Exons: 3
Coding region: 1-990 (329 amino acids)
Molecular function (GO): dioxygenase activity
Source: RefSeq, a predicted model, not a curated record
AUGUCCGCAACAGAACAAGUCGCUACAGUUGUUGAUACCGAGGAGCAAUUUCUUGCUGAUCUGGAGGCAAGCAAGACGCUGCCUCUGUGGAAGCAGAUGGCACGUCUGAAUCCUCCUGCUCCAAACCCCACCACCAUCCCCAAUAUCUGGAAGUACAAGGCUAUCCGUCCGAACCUUGAGCGUGCCGGCAAGCUUGCCCCAGAAUCGCAAGCAGAACGCCGAGUGUUGAUGCUCAUCAAUCCUGCCCGAGAUGCACCUUACACUACUGACACGCUCUACGCCGGUCUGCAGCUGGUUAUGCCCAACGAGAUCGCGCGAGCCCACCGUCACACAGCAUUUGCAAUGCGCUUCAUCAUCGAGGGCCAGGGCGGAUUUACAGCCGUGCAUGGCCGCCGGAUCAAGAUGAAGCGUGGCGAUGUGAUCCUGACCCCGAGAUGGAACUACCAUGAUCAUGGUAAGGACGGAUCCGGGCCAAUGGUUUGGCUGGAUGGAUUGGAUCUUCCCAAUUUUCGACACUUCCCAGUACAUUUUGUCGAGCAUUAUGAUCAGCCGCGCUAUCCUGCAGAGGAUGUGGAUAGUCUUACAUCUCCGUUGGUGUUCCCCUGGACGGAGAUGCAGGCGCGAUUGGAUGCCGUUCCCGGUGACUUUGCGACUCAUCGAUAUUUGAAGGACGAUGGCAGUGAAGUUAGUCGUGUUCUUGGUGGUUGUGCUGAACGCAUUUCGGGUGCCAAAUCUUCACCCUCUCGUCGCGAGACUGCCUCUUCUGUUUACCACGUCGUCACUGGUACUGGAUACUCUGUUAUUGGAGACGAGAAGUAUAUCUGGGAGGCAGGCGAUACUUUCUGUAUCCCUGCAUGGUACAAAUAUCAGCACUUUGCCGAUCAAGGAGAAGCGGUGUACCUGUAUCGAUUUGAUGAUCGACCCAUGUUGGAGGCGCUGGGAUUUUAUCGCACAGAUGAAAUGGAUAUUGAAUCCCUAGUAUCGGAGUAG